Molecule: messenger RNA, 1065 nt
Organism: Stylophora pistillata
Lineage: Eukaryota; Metazoa; Cnidaria; Anthozoa; Scleractinia; Pocilloporidae
Product: hemicentin-1-like
Source: RefSeq, a predicted model, not a curated record
GUCCUCCUGAAAUUAAUCCGCAGCUCAAGAACCAGUCGUUUACAUAUAACUCACCUCUUCAGUUCAAAUGCUCUGUAGGUGGUUUCCCUGCACCUGAGGUAUUCUGGACUAAGGAUGGGUUAAAUAUUGGCAACAGCAACACUCUCUCAAUUAAUCGAGUGAAAUAUGAAGAUGCUGGUCAAUACGCAUGCAGCGCUAUAAACAGCAAAGGGAAAAAUAGAGCAGCUUUCGAGAUUACAGUUACAGGUCCUCCUGAAAUUAAUCCUCAGCUGAAGAACCAGUCGUUUUUAUAUAAUACAUCUCUUGUGCUCAAAUGCACUGUAAGUGGUUUCCCUAUACCUGAGGUACUCUGGACUAAGGAUGGGUUGAAUAUUGGUAACAGCGACACUCUCUCGAUUAAUCGAGUGAGAUAUGAAGAUGCUGGUCAAUACGCAUGCAGCGCUGUAAACAGCGAAGGGAAAAUUAAAGCAGCUUUCGAGAUUACAGUUACAGGUCCUCCUGAAAUUAAUCCUCUGCUCAAGAACCAGUCGUUUGCAUAUAAUUCACCCCUUCGGCUCAAAUGCUCUGUUAGUGGUUUCCCUGCACCUGAGGUACUCUGGACUAAGGAUGGGCUAAUUAUUGGUAACAGAAACACUCUCUCAAUCAAUCGAGUGAAAUAUGAAGAUACUGGGCAGUACGCAUGCAGCGCUGUAAACAGUGAAGGGAAAAAUAAAGCAGCUUUUGAGAUUACAGUUACAGGUCCUCCUGAAAUUAAUCCUCAGCUUAAGAGCCAAUCGCAUUUAUAUAAUUCAUCUCUUCUGCUGAAAUGCACUGUAAGUGGUUUCCCUGCACCUGAGGUACUCUGGACUAAGGAUGGGUUGAAUAUUGGUGACAGUAACACUCUCUCCAUUAAUCGAGUGAAAUAUGAAGAUACUGGUCAAUACGCAUGUAGCGCCAAAAACAGCGAAGGGAAAAAUAAAGCAGCUUUUGAGAUUAUAGUUACAGGUCCUCCUGAAAUUAAUCCUCAGCUCAAGAACCAGUCAUUUCUAUAUAAUUCACUCCUUCGGUUCAAAUGUUCUCUAAGAG